Molecule: messenger RNA, 4035 nt
Organism: Schizosaccharomyces osmophilus
Lineage: Eukaryota; Fungi; Ascomycota; Schizosaccharomycetes; Schizosaccharomycetales; Schizosaccharomycetaceae
Gene: pmd1
Product: leptomycin transmembrane transporter Pmd1
Exons: 1
Coding region: 1-4035 (1344 amino acids)
Biological process (GO): transmembrane transport
Cellular component (GO): membrane
Molecular function (GO): ABC-type transporter activity; ATP hydrolysis activity; ATP binding
Source: RefSeq, a predicted model, not a curated record
AUGUCGUUUUCAAGAAAUUCGGAGUCGAACAAAUUUAAUAUUGAAAAAGAUAAUGAGAGCAUACUUGUCGAUAAGUUUUCCACGAGUAGCGUUGAGAAUUCAGAAAAAAUUGUCGAUGUUGUAAAAGAUCCUUUUCAACAGUAUACUCCAAAAGAGCGCGAGAUCUUGUAUCGUCAGGUGAAUGAUACCAAGGCGAAAGUAGCAGGGUAUAUGCGAAUUGUUACAUGCGGUGAUAAAUGGGAUUAUUUGCUUCAGUUGGCUGGCUGUAUCACCGCUAUUGGUGCUGGACUUGGUAUGCCCUUGAUGUCCGUUGUCGCUGGUAAAUUAGCCAAAGCUUUUACCGAUCUUGCAAGCGGUCGUGGUGCUGAGACCUUCCAACACGACGUUAACCAUUUUGUACUGUAUUUUAUUUAUAUUGCCAUCGGUGUUUUUGGGUGUUCUUAUACCUUUACAGUCACAUUUAUCAUAUCUGGUGAACGGAUUUCUCGUCGCAUUCGCCAACAAUAUCUGCAUGCCGUCCUCAGUCAAAACAUCGGUUACUUUGAUCGUCUUGGUGCAGGCGAAAUAACCACGCGUAUUACUAGUGACACAGAUUACAUUCAAGAUGGUUUGGGCGAAAAGGUUGGUUUGGUGCUUUUUGCUCUUGCUACGUUUCUGUCUGGAUUCGUCAUUGCUUUCAUUCGGCAUUGGAAGUUCACCCUUAUUAUCAGUUCCAUGCUGUUGGCGAUUCUUGGUGGCAUUACUUGCGGUGUUAAAUUUAUAACACAGUUUACGAAAGCCCAGAUUGCCCAGCUAUCCAGUUCUAGUACUUUUGUUGAAGAGGUUUUAUCCAAUAUACGUAAUACAUUUGCAUUUGGUACCCAGAACUUACUAUCCGACUCUUAUACAAAGUUUUUGAACCCUGCCAAAGUCAAUGGCGUCAAGAAAUCCAUGGUUAAGGGUAUCAUGAUGGGAUGGAUGUUUUUUGUUGGUUAUGGUGCUUAUGGUCUUGCUUUCUGGGAAGGUGGCCGUCUUUUGCAUUCUGGAGAAAUAAAUGUCGACAAAAUGAUUAAUUGUUUCUUUGCUGUCCUAAUUGCGUCUUAUAGUUUGGCAAAUAUCGCUCCAAGAAUGCAAGCGUUUGUAAAUUGCUCGUCAGCUGCCAAAAAGAUUUUUGACACGAUCGACCGAGCGAGUCCAAUUGACGCCUUCUCGCCCACUGGUAAAACCAUUCAACAUCUUAAUGGAGAAAUAGAAUUGAAGAAUAUAAAGUUCGUAUACCCUACCAGACCUGAAGUUGUGGUUUUAAACAACUUUUCUUUGCUGUGCCCAGCUGGUAGAAUCACUGCACUUGUCGGUGCGAGUGGUAGUGGAAAGUCCACUAUAGUAGGUCUUGUCGAGCGAUUCUAUGAUCCUAUUGCAGGACAGGUUAUGGUGGAUGGUGAAGAUCUUCGUGAUUUAAACGUUGCUUCUUUACGCGCUCAUAUCUCUCUAGUGCAGCAAGAGCCAGUUCUGUUUGGAGCUACCGUUUUUGAUAACAUUGCUUAUGGAUUGACUGACGAUAUGCAAUCAACACUUACCGAGGAUGAACUGCGAGAGCGCGUUUACGAUGCUGCCAAGACCGCAAAUGCUUAUGAUUUUAUAAUGACUUUGACCGAACAAUUUGAUACCAAUGUAGGCCAGCGCGGCUUUUUAAUGUCGGGUGGACAAAAGCAAAGAAUUGCAAUUGCCAGAGCUAUUAUUAGUGAUCCUAAAAUUUUACUUUUGGAUGAAGCGACAAGUGCUUUAGAUUCAAAAAGCGAAGUUAUUGUUCAAAAGGCUCUAGACAAUGCUUCUAGAUCUCGCACAACAAUUGUCAUUGCUCAUCGUUUAUCAACAAUCCGCAAUGCCGAUAACAUCGUAGUAGUCAAUAAUGGAAAGAUUGUUGAACAGGGAAAGCACUCUGAUUUAUUGGUUUUUAAUGGAGCUUAUGCCAAAUUAGUUGAAGUGCAGCAACUCGCUGAAACGAAUAACGAUGAUGCUGUCAUUGAACCGGGAGAAGAGGAAGUUGACGAAAUUGUUCAUACGACUACACAAGGUGAAGAUGAUAGCUCUUCGACUCGCAAUUCAUUUUAUGAAAAAGAAAAAGACGCAAUCUCGCUUCGCGAUACUCCACUUGGUCACUUGCCAUUCGAUCCCGUUCCGGAUUUGCCAAAUAAAACUAUGGACGCCCUGGAUGACGAAACUCCGAGUGUAGAACUUGACUCUUCUUCGCAGCUUGAGAGUAACGCAACUGACAUCAGCUCCUGGAGAGCAAUGGUUUUUAUUCAUUCUUUUGUUGAAGGUACUUUAGAAUUUUUGUACCUUAUGAUCGGUAUCUUAGCAUCCAUGGUUUGUGGUGCCGCGUACCCCGUACAAGCAGUGGUGUAUGCCAGGUUUUUGAAUAUCUUUACAGAUUUGAACUCGCCGAAUUACUUUCAUAAAAUUAAUGUAUUUGGAGUUUACUGGUUGAUUCUUGCUAUUGCAGAAUUAUUCGGUUAUUCUUUAAGUCAAUAUUCUUUGUCUUAUGUGCUGGAGUGUCUUCAACAACGUAUUCGCUGGCAUCUCUUCCGUACCCUCCUUCGUCAGGAUAUCGAAUUCUUUGACCGUGCUGAGAAUACAGUAGGUGCUUUGACUACUUCACUUUCAACCUCCAUUCAGAACCUAGAGGGCCUGUCAGGAUUUUAUCUUGGAACAUUUGUGCAAAUUUUUACAAAUAUAAUUUCUGUUUCAAUUCUUUCACUGGCCACUGGAUGGAAGCUGGCUUUGGUUACAUUAGCUACUUCCCCUGUCAUGAUUAUGGCUGGUUAUUAUCGGGUUGCUGCAUUGAAUCGUAUUCAGAGUAAGUUGUCAACUGCGUACAAAUCGUCUGCUGCAUAUGCUUGCGAAUCUACAUCAGCCAUUAGAACAGUUGCCAGUCUCACCAGAGAAUCAAACGUAUAUGAAAUUUACUGUACAUCGUUGGUUCAACCUGGUAGAGAAACAGCUGUAUCUUCCCUAAUAUCUGGUUUGUUCUUUUCUGCGUCGCAAGCAGUUACAUUUUUGGUCAAUGCGCUGGCAUUUUGGUAUGGUGCUACACUGAUGAGAAGAGGUGAAUAUAAUUUAGCCCAAUUUUAUACUUGCUUUAUAGCUAUUGUCUUCGGUAUCCAGCAAGCUGGACAAUUUUUGGGCUUUGCAGGUGACUUUACGAAAGCAAAAUCGAGCGCUGGAUCAAUUAAACAUUUGUGUGAUAGUAGACCAAAAAUUGAUACCUGGUCUGAAGAAGGACGCAAAAUUGAAUCUUUGGAAGAUUCCUCCAUUGUAUUUGAAGAUGUAACAUUCCGGUACCCUACGAGAAAGCACAUCCAGGUACUUCGUGGUCUCAACUUGACGGUUAAACCUGGUCAAUUUGUUGCUUUCGUGGGUGCUUCAGGAUGCGGUAAGUCAACAACGAUUGGCUUAAUUGAACGCUUUUAUGACUGCGAAAGUGGAUCUGUAAAAGUUGGAGGUGUCGAUAUCCGUGACUACAACAUUAAUGACUACCGCAAGCAAAUAGCUCUCGUGUCGCAAGAGCCAACCUUAUACCAGGGAAGUAUUCGAGAGAAUAUCCUUCUUGGUGCUUCAAGAAAAGUAAAGGAAGAAGAACUUAUUGGAUGCUGUAAGAUGGCUAAUAUUCAUGAUUUUAUCAUGGGUUUGCCUAACGGUUAUGAAACGCUUUCGGGACAGAAAGGGUCAUCUCUGUCUGGUGGACAGAAACAGAGAAUCGCUAUUGCUCGUGCCUUGAUUCGAAAUCCUAAAAUUUUACUGUUAGAUGAGGCAACCAGUGCUUUGGACAGUCAUAGUGAAAAGGUGGUACAAGAAGCUUUAAACAAAGCUUCAGAAGGACGUACCACUGUAGCAAUUGCUCAUCGCUUAUCAACAAUUCAGAAUGCUGACUGUAUCUUUGUAUUUGAUGGAGGCGUAAUUGCUGAAGCUGGUACACACAAUGAACUUGUGAACCAAGGCGGUCGUUAUCAUGAACUCGUGGUCGAACAAGGUCUUGGAGCAGAUGAAACAAAGUAA